Triticum dicoccoides is the source of this 1490-nucleotide messenger RNA. Its product is annotated as ATP synthase protein MI25. Gene Ontology annotation, biological process: proton motive force-driven ATP synthesis. The transcript has a single exon. The record is from RefSeq and is a predicted model, not a curated record. Gene Ontology annotation, molecular function: proton transmembrane transporter activity. NCBI's taxonomy places the organism in Eukaryota, Viridiplantae, Streptophyta, Magnoliopsida, Poales, Poaceae. Bases 830 to 1408 code for a protein of 192 amino acids.
CUUACACACCAAAUGAUGCCACAGAAGAGAUUGCAGUACAAGAAGAAGAAGAAAUCCCACAGGAUCAGGACUCCCCUCCAAAUGAGUAUCUCAUGCAUAUUUCGGCUCAUGCAGUUUCAGGGCAGGUCACUGCUGGCACAUUUUCAGUCAAGGUCACUGUUGGUGGACAAACAGGCAUUGCCCUUAUUGAUACCGGCAGUUCAAGUACAUUCAUUGAUUUGUAUUUAGCAGUUACAACCACUUGCCAUAUCCAAAAGAAAAAAUCGGCUAAAAUAGCUGUGGCUGGGGGAGGCCAACUUACAUCUGGGGCAAUCAUAGCAGACACUGCAUUCUGCUUCUUGGUUUUCCAAAGGUCCGGAGGAGCGGAAGAGUUUCUAGUCGAGAAGGGUCGGGCAUUAGCAAAUCCUUCAAUCCCAACUCUUGAAAAGAAGAAACCAAUUUUAAGGCAUCUCCUCCCCUCGGUGCAUAUUAUCAUAUAGAAAGAAACGUUGCUAUUCCGUUGCGUCUUAGACAUUUCACUGAUGCGGGGCGGGGAAUCGAGUCUAUUCAGGAGUGCAUUUCCCUAGCGGACGAGGUGAUUUAUGCAAGAUCUUGUCAAAUUGAUUGAUUUAGCUGGCGACGAAAAAGAGCACGAAAUGCUACUCGAAAACGCGUAUAGUAAGUAGUCUUCGUCGAUGGGACCUCCAGUGUAUGCGUUACGAGGCAACUAGCAUUUUGUCAUUAAAGUUCGUGAAAGAAUGUUUCGUUGGAAAAACCAACGCCGAUCUAAAACUAAGUCUUCCUUUCAAAAGUGAGCGAGCAGAGCUGAAAAAGAUGGAGUUACCUGGAGAUGAGAUUUCUUUCUACGGAUAUGAAGGAUAGAAAUAUGCUAUUUGCUGCUAUUCCAUCUAUUUGUGCAUCAAGUCCGAAGAAGAUCUCAAUCUAUAAUGAAGAAAUGAUAGUAGCUCGUUGUUUUAUAGGCUUUCUCAUAUUCAGUCGGAAGAGUUUAGGUAAGACUUUCAAAGAAACUCUCGACGGGAGAAUCGAGUCUAUUCAGGAAGAAUUGCUGCAAUUCUUCAAUCCUAACGAAGUAAUUCCGGAGGAAUCCAAUGAACAACAACGAUUACUUAGGAUCAGCUUGCGAAUUUGCAGCACCGUAGUAGAAUCAUUACCAACGGCACGCUGUGCGCCUAAGUGCGAAAAGACAGUGCAAGCUUUGUUAUGCCGAAACCUAAAUGUAAAGUCAGCAACACUUCUAAAUGCCACUUCUUCCCGCCGCAUCCGUCUUCAGGACGAUAUAGUCACAGGUUUUCACUUUUCAGUGAGUGAAAGAUUUGUAUCCGGGUCUACGUUCAAAGCUUCUACCAUAGACCUAAUUCGAGAAGGCUUGAUAGUCCUAAGAAAGGUGAGGGUGGGGGGUUCUAUUUAGGAAGAAUAAGAAGAAUCUCAUUCAUGUGUUCAUGCUAACAGAAGAGCGGAUCCAAUACACAUAAGACUUUUUUUCAGGAAAU